GAGGAGGAGGCUGCGAACAGAUGAUUGUGUUAGUAACAGACUACGGUAUGGAAGGAUCCUCCUGAACCUGCGGAGCGACUAACUCUGGUUGUGUCUGCGCUCGGCUCGGUGAAAUGACACCAGAACACGUUUCAUAGCAGGGAACCCGCAUUUCCAGCUGUCCUUGUGCGCAGGUCAGGUUGUCAGAGGAAUCACAAAGUCAGAUGGGUCAGGCACUGUGGAGGCUGCCUCCCAGACAACAGCAGCAGCUACAAGAAGAGCUAGCCGACCACCUGGCCGACCAAGGAGGAGGGGCAAGACGUGAACAAGGGAGAGAUGGUGGUCCUCAGAGGAGACCUCCACAGCACUGCUAUGGCCCCGACAUCUACCAUCUGCUGAGAACACGACGGGGAGGUAAAGAGCAGCAUGGUUUUAUAGAUUUGGAGAUGCUGCCCCCUGAGUUAGGCAUCACCAUCCUGUCGUACCUGAAUGCUACUGAUCUGUGCCUGGCCGGCUGCGUAUGGCAAGACCUGGGAAACGAUGAAUAUCUAUGGCAGGGACUGUGUAAGUCCACAUGGGGACACUGCUCCAUCUACAACAGAAGACUACCUGCUGGCUUCUCAUAUAGAAGAUUAUACCUACAGCUAGAUGAAGGCAGCCUGACGUUCAAUGCUAACCCACAGGAGGGUAUCAGUUAUUUCAUGUCUAAGGGCAUCCUGGUGGAUCAUCCCACCGAGCUGGCCAAGUUCAUUUUCUACACCAGACGUCUCAACUGGAAGAUGCUGAGGAUUUACCUGGAUGAAAGGCGGGACGUCCUCGACGAGUUGGUGACUCUCCACAACUUCAGCAACCAGUUCCUACCGAAUGCACUGCGGGAUUUCUUCCGACACAUCCACGCCCCGGAGGAGAGAGGAGAGUAUCUGGAAACCCUCAUCACCAAGUUCAGCCACAGGUUUUGCACCUGUAACCCCGGCCUUGUCCGAGAGCUGGGCCUCAGUCCUGAUGCUGUGUACGUGCUGUGCUACAGUCUGAUCCUCCUGUCCAUCGACCUCACCAGCCCGCACGUCAAAAACAAGAUGUCCAAGAGGGAGUUCAUCAGGAACACUCGCAGAGCGGCGCACAACGUGUCGGAUGACUUCGUCGGCCACCUCUACGAUAACAUCUACCUGAUCGGCCACGUGGCUGCGUAGCUCCGCCCACCAGCUGUCCAUACUGCACUGAAGAGUAGGAAUUGGUGAUUGAGUUCCUCUCCACGUCUGGAAAGUAUGGGGAAAAAAAACAAAACAAUUUUAACAAUUUUCACAUCCUUCAAGGAAAAUAAGUUGAUCUUUCUAGAAAGAUUAGAAAAACUAAUACAAUUUGCCACUCCACUGUGAGAAAGACUGCUACCAAAUACUAGGAUCUUAUUAGGAUCGAAUCAACGGUGUGAAACAUCUGGAAUGUCUAUCAAACCAAGUCACUGCAAAAAAGACAAAAAGACAAGCUCUGAUACUGCACUGAUGGAUAGGGACUACUGACCGGCGGAGGGAGGAGGAGGAGGAGGAGGAACGCUGCCCUCGGCUUGUUUCCGACGACAAGACAGUUCUGCUGAUUGGCCAGGAGCUGCUCGACAUGCAUCAGCAGGACACAGUCUGGCCCGUUCUGGUUGGCGGUGACACGGGACAGUAGAUGAAGGCGAAGACAAGGUCACGCUCUAAUGUCACUGGUGUAAGGAUGCAACGUAUGAGGCAUCCUGUAAAUCGGUUGGACUUAUCUGGUGGUUCUCUGUGGCUCAGAUCAGUCUGGUAGUGAGUGGAGGAAGAAAACAACACAGUGGGCCUCAUGCAAGAAAAACAUUCACAUUC
Molecule: messenger RNA, 1823 nt
Organism: Stegastes partitus (bicolor damselfish)
Lineage: Eukaryota; Metazoa; Chordata; Actinopteri; Pomacentridae
Gene: fbxo8
Product: F-box protein 8
Exons: 8
Coding region: 204-1169 (321 amino acids)
Biological process (GO): regulation of ARF protein signal transduction
Molecular function (GO): protein binding; guanyl-nucleotide exchange factor activity
Source: RefSeq, a predicted model, not a curated record